Messenger RNA from Choloepus didactylus (southern two-toed sloth), 2213 nucleotides. RefSeq names its product selenoprotein O (gene SELENOO). The record is from RefSeq and is a predicted model, not a curated record. The transcript has 9 exons. Lineage: Eukaryota; Metazoa; Chordata; Mammalia; Pilosa; Megalonychidae.
CGGGCAAGCUUCCGGUCCGAGCGGCGCCGCCGAUGGCCGCGCUUAGGGCUGUUCUUGGUGCCUCGCUCGCGGUCACCCGCGCCGGGUCGCUGCCCGUCACCCGCCGCCCGCCGCCCGCGCCCCGCCGCGCCUGGGCCGCCACCAUGGAGCCGGCGCCGCGCUGGCUGGCGGGGCUGCGCUUCGACAACCGCGCCCUGCGCGCGCUGCCCGUGGAGGCGCCCGGGCCCCAGGACUCCCCGCCGGCGCCGCGGAGCGUGCCCGGGGCCUGCUUCAGCCGCGCGCGGCCCGUGCCCCUGCGGCAGCCGCGCCUCGUGGCGCUGUCGGAGCCCGCGCUGGCGCUGCUGGGCCUGGGCGCGCCGCCCGCCGGCGCCGCGGAGCGCGAGGCGCGCGAGGCCGAGGCCGCGCUCUUCUUCAGCGGCAACGCGGUGCUGCCCGGCGCCGAGCCCGCCGCGCACUGCUACUGCGGCCACCAGUUCGGCCAGUUCGCCGGGCAGCUGGGCGACGGCGCCGCCAUGUACCUGGGCGAGGUGUGCACGGCGGCCGGCGAGCGCUGGGAGCUGCAGCUCAAGGGCGCCGGCCCCACGCCCUUCUCCAGACAGGCUGACGGCCGCAAAGUCCUGCGCUCAAGCAUCCGUGAGUUCCUGUGCAGCGAAGCCAUGUUCCACCUGGGGAUCCCCACCACACGGGCCGCGGCCUGCGUCACCUCCGAGUCCACGGUCGUGCGGGACGUGCACUACGACGGUAAUCCAAAACAUGAGCGGUGCACGGUUGUGUUGCGUGUAGCAUCUACUUUUCUAAGGUUUGGGUCUUUUGAGAUUUUUAAGCCCACAGACGAGCACACGGGACGGGCAGGCCCUAGCGUUGGGAGAGAUGACAUCCGGGCACAGAUGCUUGACUACGUGAUCAGCACCUUCUACCCCGAGAUCCAGGCCGCCCAUGCCAGCGACCGUGUGCAGAGGAAUGCUGCCUUUUUCCGGGAGGUGACGCAGCGCACAGCGCAGCUGGUGGCCGAGUGGCAGUGCGUCGGGUUUUGCCACGGUGUCCUCAACACGGACAACAUGAGCAUCGUGGGCCUCACCCUCGACUAUGGGCCCUUUGGCUUCCUCGACAGGUACGACCCCGAGCAUGUGUGCAACGCGUCCGACAGCGCCGGGCGCUACGCCUUCAGCAAGCAGCCCGAGGUGUGCCACUGGAACCUGCAGAAGCUGGCCGAGGCCCUGGAGCCUGAGCUGCCCCGCGCGCUGGCCGAGGCGGCGCUGGCCGAGUUUGACGCCGAGUUCCAGAAGCACUACCUGAGCAAGAUGCGCAGCAAGCUGGGCCUGGUGCGGGCACCGCGGGAAGAGGACAGGGCACUGGUGGUCGGGCUCCUAGAGACCAUGCACCGCACGGGGGCUGACUUCACAAACAGCUUCGCACUGCUGAGCUCCUACCCACUGGGGCCGGCAUCGCCCGGGCUGGGGGAGCUGCUGGACGCGCUUGUGGCGCAGUGUGCCUCCGUGGAGGAGCUGCAGCUCGCUGUCCGGCCCCACAUGGAUCCCCGGCAGCUCUCCCUGCUGCUCAUGCUGGCGCAGUCCAACCCCCAGCUCCUCACCCUCCUGGGCGGGCAGGCCAAUGUCGCCCGGGAGCUGGAGCGCAGCGAGCAGCGUGCCCGGCUAGAACUGCUGAGCCCAGCUGAGCUGCAGAGCCAGAACCGGGACCGCUGGGCCGCCUGGCUCCAGGACUACAGGGCACGGCUAGAGAAGGAUGCAGAGAGCACGGAGGACGUGGCUGGCUGGCAGGCUGAGCGCUUGCGGGUCAUGCUUGCCAACAACCCCAAGCACGUGCUGCGGAACUACAUCGCCCAGAACGCCAUCGAGGCAGCCGAGAACGGAGACUUUUCAGAGGUCCGGCGGGUGCUGAAGCUGCUGGAGGCCCCUUACCACCAGGAGACUGAGGCCAUGGGGCCGGAGGGCACCGGGGAGGCAGCUGCGGGGACGGGCGGCCAGCGGCCCUCCUACAGCAGCAAGCCCCCACUCUGGGCGGCCAGCCUGAGAGUCACUUGAUCCUCCUAAAGCCUGGGGGCUCCCCCGAGAUGCCCCAGGCUGCCCUGCGCCCCACACCCCGCUGCCACCUGAUGACAGCCAGCACGUCCAGUCAGGCCCUGACCCGUCCUGGUCUGAGCCCGUGUGGCAGCACAGCCCCCGCCCCACAUCCAGUAAACCUGCAGCUCCACA